UUGAAGAAAAUGUUCAAGAAGAAAGAUAAAGAGCUGGACCAAAUGAUGAAUCACAAAAUAGAAGUAAAAGAGCUUAAAGAGACAAUUGAGCAGCUGAAGGGAGAAAAUGAAGACACAAAGAAGGCGUUGAAAGCCACGAUCACAGGGAUGCAGAGGCACUAUCAGAAAACAGAAGCCGAUAGAACGAAUGAGGUGAACAUUGUGCACUUUAGCAAAAACAACCACCACAGGAAAACACUGACAGACCUCAAGUCAAUGGAGGAGCUUGGACGACCACAAAAAUGGGCGUUCACGGUCCCACUGAACCACCGUGGAGACACCGUUAAACCCAUCACAGAGACAGAGCAGAAUGGACUGGUCAUGAUGGACAAUGACGUCGAGAAGAGGGAGACUGCAAACAAAGUGUGGCAAGUGGAGGCUGACUGGACUCCGACAUGGCUGAGGGCUGGAGGCGCUGCACUGGGAGCUGCUGUUGGAGUUCUUGCUGGCUCCUCCCGGGUGGCUGCAGGGUUGAGUACCAGGUCAGCUGUUGGGGCUGCCGCUGGGGCUGUAGUGGGCAGCUUACUGGUUCAAGGAGCCAGGACCCAGAAGAGGAAUAUGGAGUCGACUCCAACAGCAAGUGAGUCUCUCCCGUGAGAUAUCAUGGAUAAAAACAUCAGGAUGAAGGCUGGGGAUCGUCCACCG
This is a messenger RNA of Chelmon rostratus (copperband butterflyfish), 684 nucleotides long. RefSeq lists its product as uncharacterized. The transcript has 3 exons. Bases 10 to 636 code for a protein of 208 amino acids. NCBI's taxonomy places the organism in Eukaryota, Metazoa, Chordata, Actinopteri, Chaetodontiformes, Chaetodontidae. The record is from RefSeq and is a predicted model, not a curated record.